UGCCUGCGGACCCGACCGGGCACCAUGGGCACACACUGAAACGCUGUCUUAGCCAAGGGAACGCUUUGCUCUGAGGGUGGCUGAACACACGCUGUCCAGGGAGUCUCUGGAGUCUUCCUCCUUGGGGUUAUUCAGAGGCUACCUGGACAUGGUCCUGGGAAACCAGCGUGGGGUUUCUCUUCCAUGAGCAAGAGAAUGGGACUUCCAGGGAUCCCUGCCCACCUGAACCAUCCUGUGACUCCUGAAACCUUUCUGAAGCUUUGCUGCGGGUGCCAUGCUCACAGCUCAGAGUUACACAGGUUGCCAGGAUCUGUAUUCACCCAUUGAUAAAAAGACAUUUUGAUAUUUUUGACAUAGGGUUCACCGUGAAAAGCCCAGGGUGGGUCUGGUCAGUAGCACUGCCCACAGAAGGAUGAGCACCCAUUACGGUGUCAGUCAGUUUUGUACAGAGUAUCUAUGUUCAAACCUUUUAUCAAAUCCCAAUGUCUGUGUUUCAGUUUAUUCUAUAUGGCACGGUUGGUUACCCACUGAGAGCACAUCAAUGGACUUGGAAGCUAAAGAUGAAGAGGAGGAGAGUCUACAAACAGCAUUCAAAAAGCUGAGAGUGGAUGCAGCAGGAUGUAUCGCAGCUCUGUCCGUGGGCGACGGGACCAUUCUCAGAACUGUGACAAGAGCAGCCAUGGAUGGAGCCAAGCAGCAGCCUGUCAGCUCCAAGGAAGCAUGGCAUGGGUGUGUGAGAAAGCCCUCCCGAGGAUCGGCCAGGCUCCCGCGGCGCCGGCGCUCCAAGUCUCCGGUCCUGCACCCUCCCAAGUUCACCUAUUGCAACAUGAAAGCCAACAGCCAGCUGAAACACAAAGCCCAGGCAGACACCUCGAAGGGUGUCAUCAGCUCCGAUGUUUUUGCCCCAGCAGAACAUGGUACGAAGGACGGGCAGGAUUUGCACCUUGAGGCCAGUAACGACAGAACUGAACCGUUGGAAGCUUUCACCGCCGAAGAGCCUUUGCAGCUGCUGGGGGAGAAUUGCCCCGCUCUCUCCUCAUCCUUUGAGAACAGCUUGCAAACCUCAGAUUUCCAGUCCUUAUCCAUGCUCAGCAAGGGCAGGCAGUGCCCCUGCAGGGACAGGAAGUGCCAGUGCCAGCAGUGGCGCGCCAUGGAGGUGUACUCCUUCUCGGGGCUGCGCAGCGUCCUGUCCGAGUGCGAGAAGGCUGUCCUGGGAGUCCAUGCCCACUCCCUCCAGAACAGAUCUCCCUCUGCAACAGCCUCAGCAAGCUCUCCCAGGUCUUGUUCUGAGCAAGCUCGAGCCUUUGUGGAUGAUGUGACUAUUGAAGAUCUUUCGGGAUACAUGGAGUACUACUUAUAUAUUCCCAAGAAAAUGUCUCACAUGGCAGAGAUGAUGUAUACUUGACUGUAAGCAAUAGAGAAUCCUGAAGCAGAGUUGGAUACAAUGGUUGGGCUAAUUGCCUUGUCAGUGCCAUGUUUUCACUGUUGUGUGUUUGACUAAAUGUUUCUUUGCCUCAUACAGUUUAGUUUUCUAAUAAAAGGAAAAAUUAAAUAUAGUUUCUGAGCUUAGUUCUAAAAAGAAUGCACUAAAGUCUCUGAAUACCUUAACAAAAGCACUCUAGAUCAAAUGAGCUCUGUUUGGUUUUUGGUUUGUGCUGUGGAUAUUGAAGCUCUGUAUGCUGUUUUCACUAUGUUUUGGAAAAAAACCAAACAAAACCAAAAAAACUUCUAUUUUUUUUCUGAUAUUUUGAUGUGUUUGGAAUGUUCAUUCUUAAUGUAUCUCCAUGCUUAGAGAAAAGUUUCACAGCUACAGCUCCAUCUUUUUUAUCCUGCUCUAGAGAGAAGGAUGAGAAGGCAUUCAGCAUUUUGGAUAGGAUGAAUCUCCUUUCCUUGAACACUGGCUGGCUCCGUUUUUAGUUGGAUCAAGUUGUGAAUGCUUCUUCCUUACAAUUUUUUGGGAGGUCCAGAGGGUGUGUACUUGGACCCUUAAUCGAACUCGCUCACUCUUAAGCAGUUCUAUUUUUCUGCAGAUAAGUGAAGCUCUUAGAAGUAAAAAUAUAUUUUGUUAUUUGUGCUUUACAGAUGGAAUAAUUUAGGGGGGAGUGGAGCAUGCUACCAGUUUUUUGAGCUGUGCAGUCUCAGAAGUGGAGAGGGUGGAACCAUCUAUACAGGAUGUUUCUGAGCACAUCUGAUACACAGUGGUGUGGAAAGGGGGUGAGCAAGAUGUGUGUAUCAUCCUGGCUUUGUGCUGUAGAGCUAUGACAUUCCUGCUGGUUGAAAAUAACUGCAAUAAAAAAUUCUGUUGCCGAGACUUGCAUUAAUAAAUGUUUGUCAAACCCA
Messenger RNA from Zonotrichia albicollis (white-throated sparrow), 2340 nucleotides. Lineage: Eukaryota; Metazoa; Chordata; Aves; Passeriformes; Passerellidae. The record is from RefSeq and is a predicted model, not a curated record.